CCUACGCGAAGCAGUGAGAAAAAUCUAGCGAGGUCAAAAUUGCGUGAUUUUUUGGUCAAUAAUUAAUAUCUGACCACAAAAGAAGCACGAAAAUGUGGCCCAUUAGGGGCAGAAACAAUUGACAACGGUUUUGUUUCACUAGUGCCCUGUUUUGGAAGAUAUAUUGAAAAAAGAAAAAGUGUUCUUCGGGCUACUGACAAGCGAUUUUCUGCCUGCCGUGAACGAGAAAAAAUCAAAAUGGUUGUAUCGAAGGAUGGUAAGCGGCGAAGGAAAGUUGGUUCCGCCGUGACUGUCGGUGCCAAUAGUUCGAACAGUACCAACAAUAACAACACCGCUCACGGUGCUACGUCCGCUGGAAGUACGACCCGUGGGACCGGAAGUGUCACGGCAUCUGCUUCCAGCUUGACCCCUGCUAGGGAAAGCCCGGAGAGGGAUCUAUCGCCGCCGGAAAUUCCCAAAAGACCGAAAGUGCAAGCCCAACGAAAGUUUGCCCAAGGGCAGGGAUCUGCAUCGUCCUCAGCAUAUUUGACGUUUACUACCAAUCCACCAAAUCCGUCGAAAGACGCACAGAACCGAUCACAGAAUGCAACCGAUACCGAUCCUAUACCGGAGCUGCUGCCUAACAUGCGUCCGAAUACGGAGGAUUUCCUCACAUUCCUUUGCUUCCGCGGGACGCCAGUGCUGCCCCCAAGCUUAGAUUUUUUCAAUACAACCGCACAACAGCAAACUUCCACAGCAGCAUCGGGAAGCAGACAAUUACCAUCGUCGUCGACUACAACAACAACGACUACUGCAACUACUAAUACUACAAGCAGUGGUGGCACCAGUGGGACACCUCAAACAGUUGCGGGUCCAUCGAAAAAUGUGGAACAGUUUCAAACGCCGAAAAAGGCUGCUGAUGCGAUUCCAGAUGUGACCAAGGUGGACGAAAAGGAAGUGAAAAAGCCUGAUGUUGUUCCGGAAAAGCCCGCUUUUAUGCCCUUUGCAGUUAGGAAACGGGCCGAACAACAUCCGGAUAAUCGUAGGGUUCAAACUGUGCAGGCUCUCAGAAAGAAGUACCACGAACAAAGAAUGGCUAAACUGAGAGUUACUGCUUACAGUAAACAAACGAGGGGAAGUAGUGUUAAAGGUCGUUCCGAAAUUGAACAAAACGAGAUAGACGAUGAGGUUAAAAUGGAAGCAAAAAGUGACUCCAAGAAAGUCGAUGGAAAAAAGGAAAAAUUAUUGCCGGCUAAGAAGAAACUUAUCGAGAAGAAAAGUGCAAAGAAAAUAGUCAAAACUACGAAAAAAGAGGAAUUACAGGAAUUAAUGGAUAUUAAAGUAGUUCUGAAUAAAGAUGAUGUUGAAAUGAAAAAUUCUGAAACAGACCAAAACAAAACUGUCAAGGAAGAAUCCCCUGAUAAAAAUAAUCAGGAACAUACUCCCAAAGGCAAAGCAAAAGGCAUUAAAAAGAAACCAGUCGAAAAUGUGGAUAACGAAAAACGAACGACUAGACUUUCUGCGUUGAGAAGUCCUCCACAGCGCCCAGUAUCGCCUGUAAAAUCUCCAACGCCUCCGCCCCCUACUCCUCCCACCAAACAAAAAGAAGAACAUAAUCCAGCUGAACGGGACUUCUCAUCUGACGACGAUGAACCAUUGAUGAAGCGAACAGUGGGUAAAAAGAAACAAAAUGCUAGAGUGGCAAAUACUAGAAAAGGUCGCAAAUCAGAUCCGCUACCGGAAAAGGUAGUUGAAGAGGUUCCCGAGAAAAAGACCCGGCGAUCAGAAUCGAUCAGUCGAAGAUCGGAUGUUAGCUCCAAAAAAUCAGAGGCUCCUCCAAUCGUAGAAACGCCUCUGGUUCAGAAGAAAACUCCCCGGGGUAGACAGAAGAAAGAUACGCCUAAGUUGCUUCCGCCACUUCCUGUUCCACCCAAGGAAAGUACUCCGGUGCCGGUAGUAGAAGCAACUUCGAAGAUAGAACCUAAACCGAGUUCUGAUAAAAACUUGGAAAAUAAACCAUCACCAAAAGUAACUCCGAAAAAGGGCGGUGCAAGAAAAAAGAAGGUUGAAUCAAGUCCGAUUCCGGAUCCACCGGAAGUGGAGGAGAAGAAAUCGAAGAAGACACCGGAGCCUCCGACUGAGACCAGCUCUCGGCCUAGUCGCAAAACGAAAGAGGCAGCCACAUUGUACAUGGAAUUGAUUGGUCGUCGUUUGAACCACGAUGAUAAAUCUGACGAUGAUGCUUCAUCGUUGGACAGUUUAGAACUGCCGAAUGUGAGAAAGCUUGAACAAAUGGAAAACGAGCUGAAGGCUAAUGUUACGAAGAAGGAAGCAAAGGUUCCAUCAUCGAAGAAAGGUAGGAAAAAGAAAGAUACAGACGAUACUGUCGAAUCGAAAUUGGAAGAAACGAAAAAUCCGAUUAAAGAUAUCAAGUCUUCGGAAGAAGAGGAAUCGAAGCCUUUAGAGAAAAGCUUCAGUGAUUCGGACGAGGAACCGUUAGCUACCAAAUUUCAGCGGAAGAAACAUCAAAUUCGGCAGAAACUGAAAGAAAAGGGUAGAAAAUCUACAACAAAGAAAGUGACAACAGUGAAAUCAUCUCCUCCAGCACAGGAAACAGUGAUUGAAACUGACAAACCGGACGACAAGCUGGCAGAAUCCGUUAAACCUAGCGUGGCGUCUGCAGCGACCAUCGAGAGGCUUCCAUCUCCUGCUAUUAAGUCUUCAACGCCAGUGAAAACACCCCCGAAAUUGUCGACUCCUCCCAAAACUUCAAGCCCCAAAGUGUCUACACCGCAAAUGUUAAGUCUUCCGCCACAGCUCAUCAGUCCUGAAGUGAUCCGAUCGCCUGCAACAGAUGAACUGAAUUCAACUAGAGUCAACAAGUCACAUGAUAAUACAUUCCAAUCGACGGCCGCAGAAAUAAGUUUAUCACCCACCAAACAAUCCGUUUCUGUAUCACAACAGCAACCAUUCAUCCGCACAAUCAAGUCUCUUCCCAACACAUCACAAGAAACCUCGAACGACAAAACAUCACCUGCCGCUGUCCAGCAGCCGGAAAUGCCUUUCAACCGAAACGUCAAGAACGAUUUCAAUAUGGACGAAUCCGAUUUUCUGAAGGGUUUCGAGCAAACGUCCCCGACAUCGCCGGUUGCUCCGAAAUCGAAUUCUCUGCUAGGGAAUCUUUUGCCCAGUAAAGAAGAGUCGGAAAAAAUCUUCGGAAUUGCGAGUGUUAGCUUGGCACAAAGUUCUGGUCCUUUGGAUACCAAGUGUACACUUGGAAAGUGUGGUUCCGUGCACAAACCUCCACUGGGACCACCGGUGUUAACGGAAUCGUUGCUGGGCGGGCAUCUUUCGCCACGAGACAGACGAAAAACGAAGGUGAACAUGACACACGAGCAGAUUCAAAAGUGGAUUGAUGAAACUUUGUGGUCCCCGGUUCCCGAUGAUCUCGAGGCCGAUUUGAAAAUUUUGGAUACUCCCAAAACGCCAACCCCCACUCCCCCCGCUGUGGCAUGGGAAAAGCUGAUUGAAAAUAAACCAGAACCUGUGAUUGAACAACCCGUUGUUCCACCUGUGAUACAGCCGAAAAAGGAGGAAGAAAUCAAACCUUUAACACCACAGCCUAGCGGAAGCAAUGCUCGUGGACCAACACUGAAAGCAAAACCUGUCACAGUGAAGCCGGACAAGGAUGUGGAGCCGCCAGAGGAACCGACAAAGACCCCGGAAAAGAAAUCCCCCAAAGAUGAAGUCAAAGAAGAUCCUAAGCCGAAAGCCGCUGCCAAAAUACGAACGCCUUCACCGGUGAAAAAAGAAGUGAAGAAAGAAACGAGAAAAUCGAGAACGGAAAACACGGUCACUACAACGGCUGUAGCAACGAUCACCACAGCAACAUCUACUACCGCCACAACGCCAGUUACUUCGGCGACCGAUCGUAAGCCAAUUUAUAAGCAAGGUAGAACUCCUGUCUACAAACAAGAGGCCCUCAAAGCUCAAAAGACUUCAAUCGGUUCCGCAGCAUCCAACAAAUUCGGAGCAUUCUCACCCGAAAACGAACCCAGCGUUUAUUCGUUCGACAAUGAAGACAGUUUUGUGCCCCUAGCAACUCCUUUUCGCCGACAUAGCCGACGGGAAUCGUGCAAUUCUUCCGUAAGAGAUGAACCGCAAACAGCGGCAGCGGCUAGCACUAAUAAGAAACAGGAGGCAGUGCCUGAUGAAAAAGCUGGAUCAAGUACUACAUUCCAAAAACCCGUCAAUUUAAACACACCGGCGAAGGCCGGAGUUCAGCCUGCGAUAAGUUUAACUUUGAGUCCAGAAGAAAGUGCGAAAUCGACGGCCAUUGCAGUGCCGGGUGGUGAACAGAAAAGUAACGACGCUGACGGAUUGAAAAAAGAUGAUGAAAACAAACAGAACACAGAGGAUUCCGAAGACGAAGGUCAUACGUUCUACAUUCCACUGCAAGGUCCCAACACGGUCGGUAGUGGCAAAACCGAUCAACUGAUUCAAGGUGUAGCGGUGAAACUGGGAACCGAAGGUCCGGAAGGUCCAAAUCAGAGGGUAAUUAUGCAUGCCAAAUUGGUAACGAAAGCCCAAAUGGGUUCCAACACAACCCCCAUUCCGGAAUCGAUGAACGUACAGGAACUGGUUAAAAGCCUAAUGGCCGCUGGACCAAGCAUGAGUAAGGAUGGAAUUUCCAAAAUGGUACCCGUGGGAACCGUUCAGCCACGGUUCAAAUCAAGUGAUUCGGUUUCUACAAUUGACAAAUCACCCGCUGCACCACCACCGGUGGUUACACCGGCGACUACUCCUGCUCCCGAAGAUACUCGAGUCAGUCUACCGCGAAUGAAUUCCAAUUCAUCGCUUAGUUCAUCGCAGCGAUCUAAACCAAACAAAGCCAAGGCUAAACUGGAUACUCAAGUACAGCCAGAUAACAACACGGCCUUUCCCCGUCGGGAUGACCCGGCUCAGAUGGUGGAGGCACCGGUUUUCAAACCGACCGACAAGGAAUUUCACGAUCCAAUCGAAUACAUUGAACGGAUUGCUCCGGUAGCGGCGCGCUUUGGAAUCUGUCGGAUCAUUCCGCCAGCCAGCUUUAAACCGGAAUGUCGCAUUACCGACGAUAUGCGAUUCAUGGCCUACAAUCAGUAUGUUCACAAGAUGCUGCACCGAUGGGGACCCAGUGCUAAGGAAUAUGCGGCUAUAAAGAAAUAUUUAGCCACGCAAAGUAUCAAUCUGCAAAAUCCACCGUUGAUCGGUGGGAUGGAAGUAGAUCUACCAAGACUGUAUCAUACUGUUCAGGAGCUCGGUGGUUUAAAGGAAGUUAUUGAAAAGAAAAAAUGGGCCCGGGUGGCAGAAGAUAUGUGCAUUCCGAAGGCAGCACAUGACCGCGUGUCGAAACUGGACGAUAUCUACUGUAAAUAUUUGCUUCCAUAUGACACUUUGUCCCCUGCCGAAAGACAAAAGCUGUUCGAUGAAGUGGAAGCUGACUGGGCUAAACGGGAGGCAAAAGCUCGGCGCAAUGCGGACAAAUGUGUUAGUUCGGAGACACGCAAUAGCGAAGAUUCGGAUGACGAUGAAGAAGAAUCAAACGAAGAAGAGGAAGAUGAUGAAUUUUCAAUGGAAUGCAUCAUGAAGGGAAGGAAUAUGCCCUUGAAUCAGUUCUUCCGAAUCGCCCGGAACACCAUGUCAUUGUGGUUUAAAAAUACUGAACCCACGGUGGCAGAAAUCGAGAGCGAAUAUUGGCGACACGUUGCCGUUCGGGAUAGUCAUGUGUGCGUUCAUUCCGGUUCUAUAGAUUCCAGUGCAUACGGAUUUGGUUUUCCUGCGCCGAGAGUCAAAGGAUCAUCGUGCGCGAAGCAUCCCUGGAAUUUGAAGGUACUCACAAACAACAGUAGUUCCAUUCUUCGUUCGCUUGGUCCCGUCAUGGGAAUUACUAUUCCAACGCUUCAUGUCGGGAUGCUCUUCAGUGCCUGCUGCUGGUAUCGCGAUCCUCAUGGUUUACCUUGGAUCGAAUAUCUUCAUACCGGUGCCAGUAAAAUCUGGUAUGGAGUACCGGACGAUCAAAAUUCCAAUUUCCGGACCGCACUGACGGCACUGGUUCCCACGCACUGCCAGAAUAAAACUAUUUGGCUUCCAUGCGACACCGCGAUGGUACCGCCACAUAUGCUAACCGAUCGGAAUGUUUCCUUGUGUCGUACGGAACAGCAACCCGGUCAGUUUGUGGUGGUAUUUCCAAGGGCUUACACAUCCAGUUUAUGCUCCGGGUACGCAGUGUCCGAGAGUGUGUAUUUUGCGUCCAGCUCAUGGCUCGAUACGGCUAAGGAAGAUUUUCGGGAUAUACAGGAAAGCUGUGAACCUACCAUGUUUUCUGUGGAGCAGCUAGUGUUUUCCAUAGCGAAUGAUCAACGCAGCAGUCACGACACCCUGAAACAAGUGUUACCAAUGAUUCGCGACAUCUACGAAAAAGAGAAAUUGCAGCGACAAACAUUAAAAGAUCACGGUGUCAACAAAUCGGAGAAAAUUGAAUCGAAGAAGAAGACUGCAUCGUUGGAGGAAUUUGAGUGUGACAUAUGUCGAGCGAACCUAUAUCUGUCGCUGAUUCGUGUAAAGAUAGUCAGCGAAGACGAAGCGUUGGAGGACGAAGAUCGUAUCUACUGUUUGAAGCAUGCGAUCAAGUUCCUGUCAGACAGCAGACUGCCAGCAAAAUUCUGCAACCUAGCAUACACGUACUCGUUGGAUGAUGUCGAGGAACUGCUACGAAAAUUGCAGGAUCGAAUAGCCAACAAAAAGACUUCGAAAGGUGGUACCGGAGCCGGUGGCAGUGCAGGUGGGGCUGGCGGCGGCCGAGGUAAAUCUUCGCUUCAUCUGGCAUCCACGUCAUCGCAGUCUUCUUCGUCAUAUCAAGCGCCUAGUCACAGCAAAUAUGCCGGAAUGGCAACAAUGCUGAAAUAAGUGUUUAAGACAGUUGUGUGUUAGUUUAAAUUGUAUAUUUUAUGUUCCAACCAACUACCGAUUUCGAUCGGAUGAACCAUCGUGUGCAGUUUUUUACAAGGUAAGAUAAUUUAAACUUAUAUAUCAAUAUGUUUUGCCUCGAGCCCCGAAAAGGUAGCAUUAUACCUUUGCAAAAAAUUUUAUAUCAUUUUAAGAAAAGAGAAAUUGUAGAUAAAAGUAAAACAAUAAGAAAUGAUUAUACACCUAUAUUACCUACGAAAAUGCGUCGUUGGUUUCCCUUUCCCGAAGAGAAAAUGCUCUUGGCAGGAAAAUAGUGCCACAAAACACAACACCUUCACGUAUAUUGAUGUGGUAGUGCUGCGUGGAGAACAGAAUAUCGAUUUAGUGAUACCCUACAAUUCCGCUAUAUUUCGCAAGCUGUGUGUUACUGCAACUAUACAGUAUUAUAAUAAGAAUCACAGAUUAGUAAACAAAACAGAAAAUUUUCCCAAGGCGCUAACAUGAACCGAUCAAUAAUGACCGCUCAUUUAUAGGAAGAAAUGAAACGAGAGUCUUAACUUCAUUAGUAGUCAAACUACGCACAUUAAUGAAGUACGCAUGCUGGUGGCCCUGAAAUAUGUUAUAAUCAACCAAAUAGAAAUCUGAAUACACUCCUCUUAGGCACUUUAGUUAUUAGCAAGCAUACACUCAGUGUUACUGGAUCCUUAAAUGUUUUGUAACUAUCUAAUUUUGCAUAUAUUAUUUACAGAAGUAUACACAUUUUGUAGCACUAACGCAUAAGUGAUAGUAAGAACCGUGUACAUAUAGGUGUGUUAGAAGUUACGGUAAAAGAAAACUCUUUGAUCUAUUGGUCAAAAUGAAAAUCAUGUCAUUGUGAAUUGUAAAAGCAAAAAUGCGAAACAAUUUGUUUCUAUAAAAUUCUAACGAAUUUGUGAGAAAUUUAUUUUUUUCUAUAUAAUUUCGAUAACUUUAAAACUAUGUGAAUUUGAUUUACAAGGAAGGGUUUAGCGAAUAUACGUAGAAAAUAUCAUUCGAGAUUUGAACGUAGGAAUAUUUCUAAACGCUCCAUCAUAUAAAAAGUUGAAAAAGAAAAUGAUCACUUCUGGUAAAUUCCGUUUAACUUUCACUUGUUCUAGUGACCGCUGGCCUGUAGCGGACAGUGGGACAGUUGAAUCAGUCAUGUAAAUAUCCAGAAGUGCUUUCGAAAAAUAAUGGAAUCGGAAGUGCGGUGUUUAGUAAGUUUUAACACUUUAUAAAUGACGGAACGGUAAUCCGUCAAAGUCAGUAGUUAUUCAGUCAUUUGAGUCACAUGAAAAUGGACAAAUACACCGUUUCAAUCAUCAACUUAUGAACAUGGACCUUGAUCUCGACCGGAUCCACUAAAUUUAUCAAUGGAGGAGGGACAUUAUUUCAUGCAUAUUUUCACACUGGUUACAGUGGAGCAUUAUAACGUUAUGAUGGCAGUUGUGAUACGAUUCAAAUAGAAACAAAUAAAACGCGCAUUCAUCCAACCUUGCACUGACAUUGAUUUUCAUUUCGCUCAUAAAACAGGGGUUCUUGAACGUUAAGUUUUUGCAAUAAAAUGUGCAAUCCGUGCAAAAUCUGCAAGGAGUAGCAAGGCAGGCGCAAUGCACAACAGCCCGGAACGGUAGGUUCUAUUGUCGUGAAGCGUAAAAUUGGUGAGAUUUAGUAAUUACUUUGGGUGAAAUCGAAACGUAAAAAGAGUUGCAUUUACCGAAUGGGAUCGAAAAUAAGUGAGACUAUAAACGAGCGAAAAAAAUAUAGAAUUUCACAAUAAUAUAUCACCCUAUUCGUAAACUAUGAAAACACAUAAAUUGGAAUCACUUCUCGCAGAUUAUAUAUUGAGAUGGUAAUAUAUCGACAGAUUUAAAAUACUAGAAUGUAUAAUUGAACGUUUCUGAUAGAGGAAAUUGAUCAGUACAUAAGAUUGAUUGAACUAUUGUA
Malaya genurostris is the source of this 8892-nucleotide messenger RNA. RefSeq names its product titin (gene Jarid2). NCBI's taxonomy places the organism in Eukaryota, Metazoa, Arthropoda, Insecta, Diptera, Culicidae. Gene Ontology annotation, biological process: chromatin remodeling. The transcript has 4 exons. Gene Ontology annotation, cellular component: nucleus. The record is from RefSeq and is a predicted model, not a curated record. Bases 238 to 6927 code for a protein of 2229 amino acids. Gene Ontology annotation, molecular function: histone demethylase activity; DNA binding.